ACCAACCUAAUCUUGAAGAAGACGAAGAAGGAAGUGGAUCAAAACAUUGGAGGGAACGUAAAUAUUCUGAGAUCUUCUGUUGAUAAUGACAACAUACUAUAGCAAGACCUGCUGCUGUUUUUUUGGUUCUGGGGGGUUUGAGACUGGUGUGGCCGCACAACCUACCUUGUGUCAGCAGCCAGAUCACCAUGGCGAAGAGGAGGAACCUGUCCAACCUGGUGGUGUUGUGUGAGUGGGCGUCCUGCACCUUCAAAGGCCGCGAUAUGGAGGAGGUCAGCGAACACAUGUCACUGCACCUGAAGGAUCACCUAGGAGACAGAGAUGCUAUGGAGGAACUAGAUGACUAUGCGUGUCUGUGGGAGGGCUGUGAGUUCCUGGCUAUGGGCAGCCCCAGGGAGCUGGAGAUCCACGCACACUUCCACACCUUCCACAGCAAACUCAAGUUCAUCGGGACGCAGCUGCUCAAGUCCCACCCCAACUUCCCCAGCUGCACCCAGGAUCUCCACAGCAACAACCUGGUCCCUGAGAUCUCAGAGGGACUCGUGUGCCAGUGGGAGCACUGUGAUAGUACAUUUAACAACCCGGAGUGGUUCUAUCGGCAUGUGGACAUGCACACUCACUGCACUGGGCUCUCUCCUCUCCCAGACCAGCAGCAGGCCAUCUUCUGCAGCUGGAAAGGUUGUGAUGCAUUCUUUAAGAUCAAGUACCGUCUGCGGGAGCAUCUGCGCAGCCACACUCAGGAGCGCCUGGUGGCCUGCCCCACCUGCGGCUGCAUGUUCUCCAGCAACACCAAGUUCUUUGACCACAUCCAAAGACAGGCUCAGCCAGAGGGUGAAUGGGCUCAGCUCUGCCUGGCCAGAGAAUCCCUGGUGUGUGAGCAUUGUGACAAAGGCUUUGCCAAUGAGAGACUGUUGAGAGACCACGUACGACAGCAUGUGAACCAUAUCAAGUGUCCCCUGUGUGACAUGACCUGCACCUCUCUCGCCACUCUGAAGAUCCACAUCAAGUUCCGCCACUGUGACGAGCGACCCUUUCCCUGUGACUUCUGUGAGAGCAGCUUUAAGAACCAGCAUGACCUGCGGAAGCACAUGGAGACCCAUAAUGAGGGGGCAGCCUACCACUGCUCUGUAGAGGGCUGUGACUACUCCUCCCGCAUGGCCCACACCAUGAACCAGCACUACAAGAGAGUACACGAGGGUGGAAUGGUCACGAAAUACAAGUGUCAUCUCUGUAACAAAACCUUCUCUUGGUGUUACACACUCACUCUUCACCUGCGCAAGAAACACCACCUGAAAUGGCCCUCUGGACACUCUCGCUUCAGAUACAAGGAGGAUGAAGAUGGCUACCUGAGGCUGAACAUGGUGCGUUAUGAGACAGUAGAGGUGACUCAGGAGAUCAUGAAGAACAUGGCUCAGAAGAGGACGCUCCAUAAGGGCCCCGGGUCCAGCAGCCGAGCCAAGAGAGCUGCCACCCGGGCAGCCAGGAGUCACGGCUCUCCCCCUUCCUCCUCCUCCUCUUGCUCCACCUCUUCCUCAGAGCUCUCUGCAGGGGAGGAGACGUCAGCCCAGCCCAGCCCCAGGGGCAGUGACUCACCUGUGUACUGCGUCCUGAGUAAUGUGUCUGAUAUGGGGGAUGACCCCGAUGCCACCCGGGACGGCUCUUACUCCUGCGGGCCCUCAGGUGCUGUGAGGGCCCUGACUGAGGUGGCCAGGGGUCUGGGGAUGGAUGUGGUGUAAUCACACACACUGACCCUCCUUAUUCUAGUAGUCCAAGUUAACUCUUAACGCUGCCACCAUUGUUGUCUCCAACCUUGAUUCUGUUGACUAAAGUAAUGAUACCAACUUGAAUUGUAUCUUAAUGAAUAGGAAUAUUUCAGCCGAUCAAUGCAGCCAUUAAUAUCUAACGCACUAUGUCAUUCAUUUAUGAAAUGAGCACUUAGCUUUAAAAAAAACAAAAUCAGAUCCAGCAUCUUCUCAGGACCAGUGUUGGAGACCACUAAUGUGGCAAUACUGAAUCUCUCUGUUACAGCUGGGCUGUAUGUAUGAUGGCUGGGCUUAACCUGGGAUGGACUGUUUUAUUAAAGUUCACUAAACGUUAGUAUCUCCAGUUGAGAUGUGACAAGUGGACAAGAAUGUGAAGAUUGUAUUGUAUUAUUUUUAGAACGUGUGUUUUUGUUUGUUAGUGUUUUACAGUAUGAGCUUUAAUGCAGCUUCAGUUUAGUUCUGCCUCAGAAUGUGACCCCAUUGACAGCAGUUUUGAAGUAACUUUUGUGGUGUAGAAGUCUGUCAGGUCGUGUUUUUGAAACUCUUUUCCAUUAAGUCAUAGAUCUUAGGUUUUCCUUUAUUCUGAUGUAAUUAAUGCUAUAGCUUUUUAUUUGACCUAGUUCAUGUUUGUUUUUUACAUUUAAGUUUUGUCAGUUAUUUAUAUUUUUUGUCUGUCCAUUUUAGGAACAGUAACUUGACAAACUCAAGAGUUAGCAACAUUUUAUGAACUCAUUCGUUGGAUCACACUUUUCUGUUUAGCAAUGUCAUUGUUCAUCAAUUUACAGGUGUUUUUAAGGGAUGUAAUUCAACAUAGUAGUUUGUCCUUUAUCUGUGUCAUACAGGCAGUAAUCAGAAUCACAGAAUUUGUCUUGAAGCAGUGCUGAGUUAUAGUUCUAAGGCAAGCAAGCAAGCACAGAGUAGAGUCUUCUGAUUUCUGUCAUUACGAGGUAGUUCUGUGGGGAGCGCAAGACAAGGGGAGAGAGAAGGGGACCAAAGGCGGCAGUGUGCUUAAGAACCCAGGGGGAAGAGUUCUGUUCGGGAGGCUACUCUGGGUGAGACCCACCCUGGAGAUAUGUGACCUGGAAUAGGUGGAGGUCAGGAGGCUGGGAUGUGGGAGAUGGUCGCCCAUGGUGGCAGAAUAGAGGCUGUGCUGGUAGUAUUCCUCUCUGCGCAGGUGCAGAUGCUCUCUUUCCAUGAGGUAAGCCCUCUCCUGCUGCUUCAGGACCAGUGAGGAGUGAUGGGGUGGGUGUGGAAAGCUGUGAUGAGGGUCUCUAUAUGAACAGUCUGCUGCCUCCAACAGUCUGGCCCCCACCACACCAUGCAGAGGAUCAGCCCUCAUGACCAGCUCUGGACAGGAGGAAACGGGGAGGUCCAUACCCCUGUAUACAUCCCACAGUGGGUCUCUUGGGGUGUCCCACGGAAGUGCAUGGUGGGGGAUGAGCCGCAUAUUAGGAGUGCCAACCUGAGUCCGGGCCAGAUUACGUACACUAUUUACUGGGUAGAGCCUUGGAAUAAUGUUCCCUAUGGUCAUGUGCUGCAUCGACAUAGAGGAUGGCGUGAGUGGGACCAGGGAUGGUUUCUCUGUGGGGUCCCUGGGUUGAGGACCUUCAUUGAAAUCCUCCUGGUCAUCCUCUCUCUGCCGCUUAAUCUUCUUGGCCUUUAUGUAGUUCUUACACUCAAGCCUUCUCUUCCUGUCACCUGACUCCCAGUUACGGCUGCCAUUGGAUCGCUGACCAUGUUCCAAGGUCAUUGUCUGAGGAACAGACUUGUCUUCAGCAGGUGAACUGUCAUGAGUCCCUGCAGCAUUGUGGCCUUGGUGUUUCUCCACUAUGUACUGUUUCUCCUCCAUCUUCUCUCUGGGUAGGUGUAGCUGCUGUCCCCAUUCCCUCUCCCUGAGUGUGUCCCUGUCCUGAGGUUCCCUGAUUGAAUCUCUUCCUGGUUGUUCAGGUUCUGUAGAGCGUUCAGGUUGACAUGCAGAGGACGGGGGUGUCUUCUGCUGCCUGCUCCACCACUCAGGAGUUCCUCCUACUUCUCCACUUGGUGCAUUUAGAUUGUCUUUGUGAUAGAUAAUGGGAUAGUCUGUUUUUAAGAGGAGGAAAAAUAAGCAAGUCAAACAAAUGUGUGAGCUUAAACGCAAUUCUCCUUUAUGAUUAUAUUGUCUUUAACAUAAUACUAAACCAACACUGAAGGGAGACUGAAGGUGCUACUCACUUAGUGCCAGGUUUGGCAGUCCACCGACGGUUGUGAGGCUCAGUGAUCCCAAAUCUCCAAAUAAAGGAUGCCUACUGUGUGACUCUGGAGCAGGAGAAUAAUGGAAAAACGCUAUGUUGAGUAAUUUCUCUCUGUUAGACACAGUACUAUAGUAAGACAAGUCAUAUUUUUAAGGAGGUUUAGUCUUUGGUCCCUUUCCUCACCUGGGUUAGAGAGUGGGGUGGAGUACUGAAUAAGGUCCCGCUGAUGGGGGAUGGCUGAACCAGGAGGCUGAGUUAGAAACUCCGGUUUGACACCGAAGUUGAUUGCAUAUGCGUCCACUUGCAUCUUCUGCUGAGAAAUGGAAGGACAGACAGAAAAAUAGCUUCAGUUUGGUUUGGAUACAAAUAAUAUUUAUUAGGUUUCAUACACAUUUUAGUGGAUGUUUAACAUGUUUUCAUACCUUCACUCUCAGCUUAUGGUGGUGGAUCUGCCAUGCAAUGCGGACAUGCAUUGUAUUCCACCUUCCUGGUCUCUGAGAGAACAACCAGUUCAAUAGGUCAGAAUAGAAACAGAACUCAAAACACUUUCCAAAUGAGAACAUUUUGGCAAUGUAUGUAGAUUUAAAAUUAAAUUGCAAAUAAUCAAAAGGA
This is a messenger RNA of Salmo salar (Atlantic salmon), 4606 nucleotides long. RefSeq names its product histone H4 transcription factor. Gene Ontology annotation, molecular function: DNA-binding transcription factor activity, RNA polymerase II-specific; RNA polymerase II cis-regulatory region sequence-specific DNA binding. The record is from RefSeq and is a predicted model, not a curated record. Gene Ontology annotation, biological process: anatomical structure development; regulation of transcription by RNA polymerase II. NCBI's taxonomy places the organism in Eukaryota, Metazoa, Chordata, Actinopteri, Salmoniformes, Salmonidae.